Phyllotreta striolata is the source of this 993-nucleotide messenger RNA. NCBI's taxonomy places the organism in Eukaryota, Metazoa, Arthropoda, Insecta, Coleoptera, Chrysomelidae. The record is from the annotation of a GenBank genome assembly.
ACGUGUGUUGUCGUAAAAUUUAUUAUUAUUUACAAGAAUAUGGUGGGUUGUAAACCUGUAUCAUUCCAUAUAUUCGAAAAAACAAACAGCGGAGACGUAAUAUCAUGGACUUACCCGACGGUAACCGAUGAAACAAAAAUUUUAAUCCAUCAGACUUGUUUUUCGAAAGGAUUGGAAACGGUCGAUUUGUUCUAUUAUAAGCGCGAAAAAAAAUACUGGCACUACAUAAAGCAAUUCGGGAAAAAUGGGAGAAGAUGCGCCGUGAUUGUUCUGUCGGAAUGCUACAAGCCGGAUUUGUACGGGAAAAUAUGCGAUUUGUUCGUCGGAAAAUGCACCGGCGUUGCAGAGGUGGAUUUCGUGGUGCUUGUAAAAACGUUUUUGAAAAUUUACGUUAGCGAUGGGAUUAGUUCGGGAGGUGAAUUCGUUAAAUUAGAGGAUUUUCCGGAACAAACUAAUUUGAAAGACAUAAUUAAAAAUUUAGGUAUCGAGUUCAUUUUGCUUUACAAUGCGUUGCUAUUGAAGAAGCAAAUUUUGGUAUACCAUCCCAAUGUAGAAGAAUUACAACAGAGUUUAAACUCAAUAACCAGAUUAAUUCCAACGCAACAGCCUGAAGAUAUUUUAGAACCGUACGUUCAAAAUAUAUCAGAUCUAAAACGUAAUGUAAAUAACUUGUUAGGUACAACGAAUUCUAGUCUAAUGAACCAACAAAAUUCCUUCGAUCUACUGGUCAAUUUACAAACCCCUUCAGUAGAAGUAACUCUAAAAUCCAAAGAAUCUUUCCAACUGACCUCCCUCCACAAGGACAUAGCAAAUUCCAUUACUCAACUGGUCGAAAAAGACGCCACAGAAUUGGAAAUAAUCAAUGAAAUAUCUAACAAAACUACAGAGGUGCUAAAUUAUUUGAAAACAUUCCAAUCCCAAAAAGAUGUAGAAGGUAAAAUAAAAAACAAGAACUUGCAGAAAUUUCUUACCAAUUUAUCUACGAUUGUCUAA